Messenger RNA from Lepidothrix coronata (blue-crowned manakin), 2865 nucleotides. RefSeq names its product runt related transcription factor 3 (gene RUNX3). The transcript has 5 exons. NCBI's taxonomy places the organism in Eukaryota, Metazoa, Chordata, Aves, Passeriformes, Pipridae. Gene Ontology annotation, molecular function: DNA-binding transcription factor activity, RNA polymerase II-specific; RNA polymerase II cis-regulatory region sequence-specific DNA binding; ATP binding. Gene Ontology annotation, biological process: regulation of transcription by RNA polymerase II; neuron differentiation; hemopoiesis. The record is from RefSeq and is a predicted model, not a curated record. Bases 1 to 1212 code for a protein of 403 amino acids. Gene Ontology annotation, cellular component: nucleus.
AUGCGUAUUCCCGUAGACCCGAGCACCAGCAGGCGCUUCACACCCCCCUCCACGGCCUUCCCCUGCGGCAAGAUGGGAGAGAACAGCGGGGCGCUGGGGGCCCCCGCGCCGGGCGCCCGCGCUCGGCCCGAGGUCCGCUCCGUCGUGGAUGUACUGGCCGACCACGCCGGAGAGCUGGUGCGCACCGACAGCCCCAACUUCUUGUGCUCCGUCCUGCCGUCCCACUGGAGGUGCAACAAGACGCUGCCCGUCGCCUUCAAGGUCGUAGCCCUCGGAGAUGUUCCCGAUGGGACCGUGGUCACGGUGAUGGCGGGGAACGACGAAAAUUACUCGGCGGAGCUGCGCAACGCCUCCGCCGUGAUGAAAAACCAAGUAGCAAGAUUUAACGACCUCAGAUUUGUUGGGAGAAGCGGCAGGGGAAAAAGCUUCACCCUGACCAUCACCGUGUUCACCAACCCCACCCAAGUCGCCACCUAUCACCGAGCCAUCAAAGUGACCGUAGAUGGACCCCGGGAGCCACGAAGGCACAGACAAAAGCUAGAAGACCAAGCCAAACCCUUCACCGACCGCUACGGGGAGCUGGAACGGCUGCGCCAGUCCAUGAGAGUCACCCCGACAACACCCAACCCUCGUGGAUCCCUCAGCACCCCGAGCCACUUCGGGUCCCAGGCUCAGACUCCAAUACAAGGCACGUCAGACCUGAGCCCCUUCUCUGACCCCCGGCAGUUCGACCGCUCCUUCCCGACGCUGCCGGCGCUCACCGAGACCAGGUUCUCCGACCCACGGAUGCAUUAUCCCGGCGCCAUGUCCGCUGCCUUCCCCUACACCGCCACCCCCUCGGCCACGGGCAUCGGGGGCAUCAGCAUGACCAGCAUGCCCACCACGACACGCUUCCACCACACCUACCUGCCGCCCCCCUACCCCGGCUCCACGCAGAACCAGAGCGGACCCUUCCAGGCCAACCCCUCUCCCUACCAUUUGUACUACGGCACGUCCUCGGGCUCCUACCAGUUCUCCAUGGUGGCGGGCGGCGAGCGCUCGCCCACCCGGAUGCUCUCGUCCUGCACAAGCGCCUCAGCAGGGAACAACCUAAUGAAUCCCACCCUGGGCAAUCAGAACGACGGGGUGGACGCGGACGGGAGCCACAGUAACUCACCCACGACCAUGACGACUACUGGGAGGAUGGAUGAGUCGGUCUGGAGACCCUACUAGGAGGAACUCAGCUGUGCACCAAUGUCUUUUAACUCAAUCAGCCACCUUUUGCUCCUUUUGGUAGUGACCAGAGCAAAGUGAUGCCUAAACCAAAGUCUCCCAGGCCAAAAGCAAACCAGGAUCCUCUGCAUGCAAGCACGGGCAAACAUCAAGCAAAGACGGACCAGGACCUACGUUACAUUUCAAGAUGAACAUCCACGAGGCUUGAUGUGGUUCCCUUUGUGUGUCUUAAGUAUGUGGAUUGUACAUAGGGGGGGAAAAAAAAAAGGACAUGUGGAAUCAGAUGUUUGUUACUCGCAGAACACUUCUCAGUCAUCUCACUCACACCUCUUCCCCUCAGAAAGAGCGAAGAAAAGCUUCACCCUUCCUCUGCAAAAUGAUUCAGAGAAGAGAAAAGACCAGGGAGUUGCCCAAACCAUCUCUCUGCCAGAGCAAGAGGACUGAACUGAGAAAAAAAAAAAAAAGGGGGGGGGGAAAAAAAAAAAGGAAAAAAAAAAAUCCCAUUGUCUCUUCUCCUUCCCUUCCCACUGGUGUAGGGUCCCUGACCACCAAAGAGCUCCGGAACGACGCCAGAGCAGUCGGGUUUACAGCACAACCGCGGGGAUCGGGCACGGCGGGGCUGGGCCGGCGUCAGCCACGUGAACAGGAGCUGUGAUGUGAUUAUUAUUAUUAUUAUUAUUAUUAUUAUUAUUAUUAUUAUUAUUAUUUGCUGUUGGCGACAGAGGUUGUAUUGUUCAUUUUUUUUGUCAUUGUCGUCACUUUUAAAACAGUAACGUGGCUGAUCCCGUGCCUGACCGGCCCCUUUUCUCUAUGUUUACACACGAGAUGUACUUUUUUACGCGACGUGUUUUGUUUUCUUUUGUUUGCUCUUCUGUCCUGACCUCACCACUCAGUUCUCUGCUCCUCUUAGUAGAUCUCAGUGAUGGUGGCUGAAGUGAAGGUGGCAUUCAGGACAAUCCAAGACGGAUGAGAUGCACUUCCAAGCGCGUUAGCUGCAAAAGGGACUCGGGGGCCUUUGGCAUGACCUUGCCACUGCUCUCUGGGUCUUCUUUCCUCCUCUCUGAGUGGCAACACAUGCAGCUGGUGGCAAAGCAUCAUUAUUCUGUUAUGAUUCUUUCCCACGUUUUCACUCAGAGUGGAUUGACACGAUGACUUUUUAUUUUGAUUUACACUUGGUUCAUGCUGAAAGCUCUAACUGAGAUUUGGAGAAAGGAGCACUUUUUACACUUGGUGGUUGGGAAUAUUGUGAAGUGAUGUUAUCUAGUCUUUUCCAUCCCCUCACCCUCCUUCCCUCCCCCUCAAGUGGCCCAGAGCAUGGGUAUCUUGCUGUAGAUGAAUAAGCUGAAGAAGGGGCACUAAAGGUACCAUCGGCCCAUCAAUGACCGGUUGCAUCUUGUGGCAUUUGGAGGAACCAGCUCUCCCAGGCACCCUUGUAGCUGAUACCAAAGACAUUGCAACCAAACAGGGCCAUGAUGGGAGGUCGUAGGCAGCUGGAGGGGCUGUCUGGGCUCCUCCAAGCCGGGGUCAGUGGUUUGGCUCUGAUGCACAGUGCAGGGUUUGUCACCUCCUGCAAGCCAGCUGGGCUUUAUGCUGGCAUGGGAAUUGGGACUGGAUUCAUGAUUCCCUACCCUGGCAGGGCUGAGGGUGUGUGGA